This is a messenger RNA of Botrytis fragariae, 1224 nucleotides long. RefSeq names its product putative mitochondrial genome maintenance protein mgm101 protein. The coding region runs from base 1 to 1224 and encodes 407 amino acids. The transcript is spliced from 6 exons. NCBI's taxonomy places the organism in Eukaryota, Fungi, Ascomycota, Leotiomycetes, Helotiales, Sclerotiniaceae. Gene Ontology annotation, molecular function: single-stranded DNA binding. Gene Ontology annotation, cellular component: mitochondrial nucleoid; mitochondrial chromosome. Gene Ontology annotation, biological process: interstrand cross-link repair; recombinational repair. The record is from RefSeq and is a predicted model, not a curated record.
AUGUCGAGCCAGUCAGGAAACAACCCCCCAGUUGCGACGGUUGUCCAGGAUGAUGAUGAGCCUGAUGAAUGGGACAAACGAAUCUUUAGCACUGGAUGUGCGGAGAAUGGAGAGAUGAGUGCUGAAUCAACCGCAGAAGAGAACUCGAAGAUGACGGAUUGCUAUUUUGAAAAGAAAGAUUGGAGACUGUGCAAAGCAGAGCUUGAUACUUUUAAGAAAUGUUGGAAGAAGCAUCAAAAUGAUCAGAGGACUGUAGCUGAAAAUCAGUUAUUGAAGGAAAAUUGGUCGUCAUCUGAAGCGCGCCACAUUUUCGUGAUGAUAAAGAAAUCGCGUCUGCCAAGAACAUACAUACUUUCUUCACACAUCGAAAUGGCAGCAAUUAUACCUAGAGCUUCACGCUCAAUAGUUACUGAUGCAGCGACAUCGGUAUCAAGAUUCUCAGCAGUAUCAAAAGUUACAAGUCUGACUUGUCGAUCGAGACACUUCUCCCAAAAUUUUCGAAAUGCGGCGAUUCCAGGUUCGAGCUAUACACCAAGAGCGUCGACUGCAACGAAGCCUCCCACAAGCUAUGCUGCUCCUGCAACCAAACCCAAAGAAUCAGAAAAUGCGAUAGAUUCUCAAUCGCCCAUCAAAGAUAUGACAGAGGGACUUGCAGAUGAACCACUGAUUUUGGAUGAGGGAGCUAGACAAGUUGACUGGGCGAGAUCAUUCCACGGAUUGUCGUCGCAGCCAUUCUCCAAAGAAGCUGCAGAUAUUUUACUUGCACCAAUCCCUGCUGAUGAUGUGGAGGUCAAGCCAGAUGGUAUUAUAUACUUGCCAGAAAUCAAAUAUCGAAGAAUAUUAAAUAGGGCGUUUGGACCUGGUGGAUGGGGUUUGGCACCAAGAGGGGAAACAAUUGUUACGCAGAAGAGUAUUACAAGAGAAUAUGCUCUCGUUGCUCAUGGACGAUUAGUAUCCGUGGCUCGUGGUGAACAAGACUAUUUCUCCCCCGAAGGUAUUCCAACUGCCACCGAAGGAUGCAAAUCGAAUGCCUUAAUGCGCUGCUGCAAGGACCUCGGCGUAGCCAGUGAGCUUUGGGAUCCUAGAUUUAUCAGGAAGUUUAUGAAGCAACAUGCGAAGCAAGUUUGGGGUGAACAUGUGGUAACCAAAAAGAAGAAGCAAUUAUGGAUGAGGAAGGAUGACGAAGUUAGAUACCCAUACAAGGAGUCAAAGUUCGGCGCAUAG